CAGUUUAUGGUGAUUGCUUGUGUAGACUCCCGGGUUUGCCCUUCCAACAUCCUCGGAUUCCAGCCAGGAGAAGCCUUUAUGAUCCGGAAUGUUGCAAAUCUUGUUCCUUCACUGGAGAGUGGACCAUCAGAAACAAAUGCUGCUCUUGAGUUUGCGGUGAACACCCUUGAAGUAAGUAUUUCUUGUGAACAAAUACACCAUCUUUUUCUGUUUCUUAGCACUAAGAUCAGAUAUACACAAGGACACCAGCUACUGGUAAUUGAUGAGUCUGAAAAAGGGAAAGUAGAGGCAUGAUGCCAAACUAAGAUAGUAAUUUUAUGAUUUUAAUUGUUACCUGAAGUGUUGCUUUUGAAUCUGCUAUGUAAUGUGCCUGAAAUGGUUAUGUACUUGCAUCUUGUGGGUACAAAAUGGUCGCUGCCUCCAGUAGGUGGAAAACAUAUUUAUCAUUGGCCACAGUUGCUGUGCUGGAAUUCAAGCCCUUAUGAAUUUGCAAGAUGAUGAAGAAUCAAGUUUUGUCAAAAGUUGGGUUUCUAAAGGAAAAGUUGCCAAGUUAAGAACACAAGCUAAAGCAAAUCAUCUCAAUUUCGAUGAGCAAUGCAGAUAUUGUGAGAAGGAAUCAAUCAACCGGUCAUUGCUGAACUUGCUAACAUAUCCAUGGAUAAAAGACAGAGUGAGGAAAGACUUGCUAUUUGUUCAUGGAGGAUACUAUGAUUUUCUUAAUUGCACGUUCGAGAAGUGGACACUAGAUCUCGAAGGAAACAAUAUUGAAGAAAAGGGUAGCUACUCAGUGAAGGACCAUGAAAUCUGGUGCUGAGUUUCAUGCUUCUCCUUCCAUUCCCCAGUGUUUCCCACGUUACAAGUAUAUAUUGUAAUUUGUAUUCAAUCCACCUUUUUUUCUAGUAAAUAUUGUAAAAAUAAGGAACUGAUUAUUAAUAAAGACAAAACAGAUCA
Rubroshorea leprosula is the source of this 951-nucleotide messenger RNA. Lineage: Eukaryota; Viridiplantae; Streptophyta; Magnoliopsida; Malvales; Dipterocarpaceae. The record is from the annotation of a GenBank genome assembly.